Scatophagus argus is the source of this 6214-nucleotide messenger RNA. It is a transcript of the gene slc4a4a, whose product is annotated as solute carrier family 4 member 4a. The record is from RefSeq and is a predicted model, not a curated record. Gene Ontology annotation, molecular function: solute:inorganic anion antiporter activity; monoatomic anion transmembrane transporter activity; sodium:bicarbonate symporter activity. NCBI's taxonomy places the organism in Eukaryota, Metazoa, Chordata, Actinopteri, Scatophagidae. Bases 268 to 3606 code for a protein of 1112 amino acids. Gene Ontology annotation, biological process: monoatomic anion transport; transmembrane transport; bicarbonate transport. Gene Ontology annotation, cellular component: plasma membrane; basolateral plasma membrane. The transcript is spliced from 28 exons.
CUCCCACCGGAGGAGUGGCGUUGACAGAAGGACGGUCCGGCACAGAGACGGCAGCACAGUGAGUGCAGCCGCCGUGCAAUGCCGUAUACAAACUCAUCCGAGCAGGGGAAGUAGACUUCUUUACCUUCAUGCCACCGCAGAGGUGACAACGAGAGCCUUACAGAACCAAAGAUCAAGAUUACAGCGGUCGGACAUCAGCAGCCGCUCCGGUGAUCCACGCUGCUCAGCGCAUUCGGUCAGGAGUUUUAUCCCACGUAACCUGGAGAGAUGAGUGGCAGCAAGAAGAUGGAGGAUGAGGCGGUGCUGGACCGCGGGGCGUCCUUACUCAAGCACAUCUGUGACGAGGAGGAGGUAGAGGGUCACCACACCAUUUACAUUGGUGUGCAUGUGCCCAAGAGCUAUCGGCGUCGUAGGCGUCACCGUCGGAGAACCAGCCACAAGGACAGAAAGGAGAAGUUGACAGAGAACGCCUCUGACAAGUCGGACGCAGAAAACAAUGAUGAAGCCAGCAACAGCAUCCUCAAACCUCUCAUCUCACCGGCAGCUGAGAGGAUCCGCUUCAUCCUUGGGGAGGAGGAUGACGGCCCAGCACCUCCACAACUCUUCACAGAGUUGGAUGAACUUCUGUCAGUGGAUGGACAGGAGAUGGAGUGGAAGGAGACGGCCAGGUGGAUCAAAUUUGAGGAGAAGGUGGAGAAAGGAGGUGAACGCUGGAGUAAGCCCCAUGUGGCCACGCUGUCCUUACAUAGCCUUUUUGAACUGCGGACGUGCAUAGAGAAAGGCACCAUCAUGCUGGACAUGGAAGCUUCCACUCUGCCUCAGGUUGUUGAGCUAAUCACUGACAACCAGAUAGAGAUCGGCCAGCUGAAAGCGGACCUCAAGGACAAAGUGAUGUACACAUUGCUUCGGAAACAUCGUCACCAGACCAAGAAGUCCAACCUGCGCUCUCUGGCUGACAUCGGCAAGACGGUCUCCAGUGCAAGUAGGCUGUUUUCCAACCAGGAAAACGCUCGCAGUCCUCUUCAGAACUCUGUGACUUGCCUGUCGAGUCGCAUAUCAAUGGAGGAUUUGCAGUCCCAAAGGAGUACCAGCAUGGACUGGCUUAAUAGUCCCACUACAACUCAUCGGAACCUGACAUCCAGCAGCCUGAAUGACAUUUCUGACAAACCUGAAAAAGACCAGCUGAGAAACAAGUUCAUGAAGAAGUUGCCGAGAGACGCCGAGGCCUCCAAUGUGCUGGUGGGGGAGGUGGACUUCCUGGACACGCCAUUUGUGGCGUUUGUUCGUCUGCAACAAGCUGUGAUGCUGGGAGCCUUGACAGAGGUUCCUGUUCCCACAAGAUUUUUAUUCAUCUUGCUUGGACCCAAAGGCAAAGCCAAGUCGUACCAUGAGAUUGGCAGAGCGAUCGCCACGCUGAUGUCAGAUGAGGUGUUUCAUGACAUUGCGUAUAAGGCCAAGGACAGGCAAGACCUGCUGGCUGGUAUCGAUGAGUUCCUGGAUGAGGUGAUCGUGCUUCCUCCCGGCGAGUGGGACCCAACCAUUAGGAUAGAGCCUCCGAAAUCCCUCCCCUCCUCUGACAAAAGGAAAAACAUGUAUGCAGGAGGGGACUCUCAGAUGAAUGGAGAUAUGCCUUAUGAUGGAGGUCAUGGAGGAGGAGGACACGCUGUCGGGGAUGAGCUGAAGAAGACUGGAAGAUUUUGUGGGGGUCUCAUACUUGACAUGAAAAGAAAAGCGCCUUUCUUUGUCAGUGACUUCACCGAUGCAUUUCACAUUCAGGCCUUGUCGGCCAUUUUGUUUAUUUACCUGGGAACUGUGACAAACGCCAUCACCUUUGGUGGUCUGCUGGGGGAUGCUACGGAAAACAUGCAGGGUGUGUUAGAGAGUUUUCUGGGCACAGCGAUCGCCGGUGGUGUAUUCUGUCUGCUGGCAGGCCAGCCUCUCACCAUCCUCAGCAGCACUGGGCCUGUUCUCGUGUUUGAGCGAUUGCUCUUCAACUUCAGCAGAGAAAAUGACUUUGACUACCUGGAGUUCCGCCUGUGGAUUGGCCUGUGGUCGGCGUUCUUCUGCCUGGCACUCGUGGCCACAGACGCCAGCUUCUUGGUUCAGUACUUCACCCGGUUCACUGAGGAAGGCUUCUCCUGUCUCAUCAGCUUCAUCUUCAUCUAUGAUGCUUUCAAGAAGAUGCUCAAAUUAGCUCACCACUAUCCCAUCAACUCGGAGUUUAAGAUGGAUUAUGUCACGCAGUAUGACUGCCUCUGUAUGGCUCCUACUAUUCUAGAGAACAGUUCAAGCAUAAUCGAUGAUACUGUGGAAGAUACUUCAAUCUGGUACUGGAACAACACUGGUCUGCCGAUGAAUGCCACAUGGUCAUCACUCACAAAGACUGAGUGCUUAAAGUACAACGGAGAGCUGGUGGGGAAGGCCUGUGACUUUGUCCCAGACAUCAGCCUCAUGUCCUUCAUCCUGUUCUUUGGCACUUACACCUGCUCCAUGUGUCUGAAGAAGUUCAAGACCAGCCCGUUCUUCCCCACCACCGUGAGGAAGCUGAUCAGUGACUUUGCCAUCAUCCUGGCAAUCCUCAUCUUCUGUGGUGUUGACAUGUUGGUAGGAGUUGAUACUCCUAAACUCAUUGUGCCAAGUGAAUUCAAGCCAACAAGUCCUAACCGGGGUUGGUUUGUACCCCCCUUCGGAGGAAACCCCUGGUGGGUUUACCUGGCAUCGGCUCUUCCUGCCCUGCUUGUCACCAUACUGAUCUUCAUGGAUCAACAGAUUACUGCUGUGAUUGUCAACCGGAAGGAGCACAAGUUGAAGAAAGGGGCAGGUUACCAUCUGGAUCUGUUCUGGGUGGCCAUUCUCUUGGUGAUUUGUUCCUUCAUGGGUCUGCCGUGGUACGUUGCUGCCACUGUUAUUUCUAUCGCUCACAUUGACAGUCUGAAGAUGGAAACAGAAACAUCAGCUCCUGGAGAGCAGCCCAAGUUUCUGGGUGUGAGAGAGCAGCGACUCACUGGUGUGUUUGUGUUCAUCCUGACAGGACUGUCUGUAUUUAUGUCUCCCAUUUUAAAGUUUAUCCCCAUGCCUGUGCUGUAUGGAGUCUUCCUAUACAUGGGUGUUGCCUCUCUCAAUGGAGUGCAGUUUAUGGAUCGUCUCAAGCUGCUCCUGAUGCCUGCGAAGCAUCAACCAGACCUGAUUUACCUGCGACACGUUCCCCUCAGAAAGGUCCACCUCUUCACCUUCAUCCAGGUCCUGUGCUUGGCUCUGCUCUGGAUUCUCAAGUCCACUGUGGCCGCUAUUAUAUUCCCUGUCAUGAUUCUCGCUCUGGUAGCUGUCAGGAAAGCAAUGGACUACAUGUUCUCCCAGCAUGAACUCAGCUUCCUGGAUGAUAUUAUCCCAGAGAAGGACAAGAAGAAGAAGGAGGACGAGAGGAAGAAAAAGAAAAAACGAGGCAGCAUUGACAGCGACGGUGAAGAUUCUGACUAUCCUUACAAUGAGAAUGUACCCAGCAUUAAAAUCCCCAUGGACAUGAUGGAGCAGGAACCCUUCUUAGGUGAUAAGGCCUCUGACAGAGAGAAGUCCCCAUCAUUCCUUGAACGACACACAUCGUGCUGAGCAGCUUCGCUAUUACCAGGCCAACUGCUUGUCCAGCCCUGAGAUGAGUCCACUGAAGUCUGUGCCUCAGAUUAGAAUAGACAUGGACCCAGACGAUGAUAAUUCUUUCUACUGGAGGAGCAGAGGAUCUGAAACGUCUCUGUAGGGCCCCGAAACACCACCAGGCCAAUCCUGCAGCACCAACAAGACAACUCUCCCUCUUGUCCUUGAUUUCUUUAAUCUUUUUUAACUUUCUUAACUUUUUAACUCUUUCCACAGUUUUAAGACUUUGUGUGGUAGAAAUGAAUAAAGGGAACGCACUAAGAGAAAAAAAAAAACAAAACAAAUGCAGACUGAAUUUUUUUCCCUCAGAAUUGUGUCUUGGUAUUUUUCUCACGGCUCCACAGUAAACAGUUUUUGUUUUCUGACUCAAAACACUGUUAAAUGUAACUCCUUACUGCUCUUCUAUGCAACUCAUCCCACAUAUUGAUGACCAACAGUAAAUGCUGCAGCUCUUUCUGACCAUGCAUGGAAGGCUCUCCCUGCUCUUUUUAUAUAAAUAUAUCAUCUGUCUGAUACAUACAUACAUACAUAUAUAUAAAUAUAUAUGUGUGUGUGUGUAUGAGAUUACUCUAAUAACAUUUUCCUGUAGCAGGAAAAUUAUGUUUUUAUAGCUCUACCUCUUGUUUUAGAUCAAAUGCUCAUGAUGAACAAAUGCAACAUGUUGAUUUUUGACGCAGCGUGGGGUUUUGAUAUUCCUCUCUGUCCUCUUGUAGAGUUGAAAUGAUUUAAGAGAUUCGUUGUAUUAUAGGUGUGAAGGAAAUGUGUGCAAAUAGGUCUUUUAAGUUAACAGUUAAUUAAUGCAUAAUUGUAAGUGCAGAUGAGGCAAAUAUUUUUAUUAUCACUAUUGAUGCAGUUUUGAUUGCUUCUCCUUCUCUUUCUUAUUUUUUCAGUCUUUCUUUCACAUGUUCAGUUCAAAGCUUUUGUUACUUGUUAAAAUGAAAUCGUACGUUUCUUUAAAUUUGUUUUUUAAUGAUUCUGUUGUGUGCAUGAUGGUAACCUUUUCUUGUGUCUUUCACUUUUGUUUCUUUGUGGGUAGAAAACAGUUCAGCAAUACAUAAUCAUCCAAUUUUCCUCAGCCAAACUGAAAAUCUCACUAGGAGUGCAUAUCAUAUAUUUGCUUGUUCUGCACAAACUACUUUACCUAAGUGGCUUAUGAGAGAUUGAUCCAGACUGAAAUUCUUUUGGUAACAAUAUGACAAAUUCAAAGGGAAAUCAAAUCCAUGUAAGCUCUGUGCAGUGGGACAGCUUCAGUCCACAGUUUAUUUCUUUAUGUCACAGCUGCUGUUGGAAUUAUCUGAUGUGAAAACAGGAUUAGCUUUGAUUUUCUUUUUUUGUUUUAUACAUGAAAUGAUUUGGAUUCUUUUCAAGUCUCUUUUAAUAUAAUGCUUGCAUGCCAUACUCUGUGUUCAGAGUGUUAUUGGUUGCUGUUAUCAUUGUGCCACCACAUGAUCCUUUAGUGGAGCCAUUAAGCUGAAAGUUAUGGGGACAAAAUUCACAGUGUGUAUUCUGAACAAGCCCGAAGUUUGCAGUUUGUUUAAGUCGAACACUUGCUCAAAUUGGACACUUAUUUUCUGACUGACACAUGCUGAAACACUUAAUUGUGGUUGUUCAUGCAUUGUUUUUCUGCAUGUUAAAUUAUUUAUCAAAAGGUUCACAGACCUUUCAGUAUUUUUGCAUUGUUUAUUGGAGCAGAAGAAAACUAUGAGCCAUCAGUGACCAACAACUCUCUGUCUACAUAUGUGUGAGUGUGUGAGGACUAUCUUAACAUAGACGUUCAUAGAAUAAAAUCUCUGCAGUUGUUUUUAGGACUUACUCUUCUGUAAAAUGAGGCAGAGGAUGCACAAAUGUCAUAUUCAUUUCAUUUUCACAAACAGAAAAAAUCGAGUCUCUCAAAUCAGACAGCUUGACUUUUAUUGGCCAGUAUUACGUGCAGUUACCACAAGCCAGAAUGGCUUCUUUAGCGCUGUUUGUGAUCAAGCCAUCACUAGAGGGCACACUGAAGCACUUUCUCGCUUGGGUUUUUAAGUCCAACUGGGUGGCAGAAUUAAUUUUAAGCUGGAAGGCCUCCCUGUCAUCAUUACCACUAUAUACAUCAUUUGAAACUGUGAUAAAUUAGCCGCCUUCUUCCUGUUCAAACUAUAUACAUACAGUAAAGGCACGUCGGCCCAAACCAAAAUGCAGCAGGUUACUUUGUACCGUCAUGGUCAUUGUGUUCAGUUUGCUUUUUGUCUGUUUCAUUCAGUUCGUCAGCCGAAGUAACCAUUUGAUUUAAGCUCCACGUCAGUGUUUGUUGCCAUCAACAGCAGAGGGUGGAAACAAGUGUGACUCAAUGUCUGAGACAUUUUAUGUGUGGAGUUGUUAGUUUAUAGUGUGUUGUACUGUGUAAGCAUGGACAAAAAUCUGCAACAUAAAAGGAACAACUUGUUAAUUUUAGCAUACAGAACACUGAUAUAUUACUUUGAUUAACUUUUUGUGACUUUUUAGAACAGGUGAGAUGGUUUAUUUUAGAAUUUAUAUUUUUCAAAUGAAAUGUAUAUUGAAAAUAAACAGAAUGAUCAAAACAUGA